Molecule: messenger RNA, 507 nt
Organism: Aegilops tauschii subsp. strangulata
Lineage: Eukaryota; Viridiplantae; Streptophyta; Magnoliopsida; Poales; Poaceae
Source: RefSeq, a predicted model, not a curated record
AUGUCCGCUCCACCGCCCCCGACCAACCGCACGCUGGCACGUGUCCUGCGUCGCCGCCUCCCGUCCCGCGCGCCGCCGAGGCCCGCCGGGCCCAGGCGCGGCCCUCCCGGCCCCCGAGUUGCCCCGCGCCGCCCCGCACGACUCUCCGCCGCCGAGCGCCGCCUCCCGCCGCCACACGCCGGCGCGCGCCUCCGCCGCCCGCGCCUCCUCAUCCCCACCGCCGGACCUCCCGCGCCGCCGCAACCCACCUCGGACCCGCGUCGCCCUCCGCCGCCUCGUCACCGGUGCCGCCCCGCCGCCUUCAGCGGCCCCGCCCCGGAGCCGCCGUCCGCGCCUCGCCGCCGACCUCCUCCGGCGACCUCGCCGCCGGCGACGUUCGCCCCGUCCCAGAUCCGGCUGGGUGGGAUGAGAUCCACCCGGUCCCGGACCAAACACGGCCGCCCCAUCCCCGGAUCUCCUCGUCCUGCACCGCUCCGUCCUGAUUCCCCGAGGUCGUUUUUCUGCUAA